Messenger RNA from Leptopilina heterotoma, 3063 nucleotides. RefSeq names its product myb-like protein X. The transcript is spliced from 13 exons. The coding region runs from base 393 to 2981 and encodes 862 amino acids. The record is from RefSeq and is a predicted model, not a curated record. Gene Ontology annotation, biological process: cilium assembly. Gene Ontology annotation, molecular function: microtubule binding. Lineage: Eukaryota; Metazoa; Arthropoda; Insecta; Hymenoptera; Figitidae. Gene Ontology annotation, cellular component: cilium; microtubule.
UGUCCAGUUUGGCGCUUUUUCAACAGUGGAAAAGUUUAUUGUUGUUGUGUUUUUAACGACAAUUUCAAUAAACAAUGAAAGGAAAAGAAAAGUAACAAAUGAAAGGAGCUAACAAUGAGAAACGAUUAGAAGUAGCAAAUGUGGAUGAAAUGGACGAAAAGAAGUUAGAAGAAUUUGAAAGGAUUUCACCGAGAUUUGUUCUUGUUGACAAUUUGCCCUUUAAAAAUGGCGAAUAUUUUCGGAAAAAGUAAUUAAAAAGAAACGUGUUUCAUCGAUCUUAUAAGGAUGACCGUCAAAAAUUGAACUUAAAAGGUCACUAUCCCUUGGUUCAUUCAGAGUCAAUAUUAUCGACCCUGAUAGUCUUUUAUGGUUUAACAGAGGCGAUUGUUUCUAUGGUGACCCUCGAUCGAAGACGGGCAAACUCUUUCGGCGCACAGGAAUUUUUGAGUUUGCGCUUUAUUUUUUUUGUUACGUGUCCGAAGAGAAUGAUUGGAAAACCUUCUCUGGUGGAUCAAAAGAAAUUACAAUGGGCUAAAGAAAGAGAAGAAUUGGGAAGACUUGGCGGAAGUUGGGGUCCUAUGAAAUUUUCCGAUUCGAUUCGUUCAGCUGUACGUUCGAGAAUAUGCCUGACGGAGUUAAAUGGCAAGCAUCAAUUUCCUCUCCGCGAAGGCGCUCAUUACGGAAGUACCAUGAGUCUGAGAAGUUUGGCGUCUGACAAUUCUGGAAUUUGCACCUCAAGUAUUCAAAAUUUGGAUUUCUCGAAUGGUGGUGUCAUUACUCUUCAUGAUAAAAUUGAAAAUCAUCACACAGCGAGACGAAGGAGUCCCAGUUUGCCUCCGAUUCAUAACAAUAAGGAACAAUAUCAACAUUUUCUUCAGGAACAAAGAGCUCUCGGUGUCGACGGGGUUCGUUAUCAGCCGAAACCUCAGAAAUACAAUCAUCAUCAUUCCACUGCUCGACACAAUAAUCCAAACGAUUCCUGCUGCCAUCCCUACGAGGAAAAAGAAGGCGAGACUUCCGGCUACGCCAGUGAUUCCGUCGAGGCGACUGUCACUUCACUCCAAGAUCCAUUGAUGUCUUGCAAGUCGUCGGACAUUGUUAGCAAUGAGAAAACUUGGCAGAAUCCUUACUAUACUGAUGACAGUUCAUUACCACCGUCGAGAAGAAUUAUUAGUAUCAAGGGCAGUGAAUUUAAUCGCCAACGAUGGGGAAGCAUUUGGGGUCAGGAUCCUCUGAAGGGAGAUCCGCCUCCACCUUCCUGGUUGGAAAGAGGCCUCUCUCGUCUGGACCAUUCUAGUCAGGUUUUGGUUAUCAAUCAUGACAGUGCAAGCAGUCCUGACAGUUCAACGACGGGAUCGACCGGCUCCAACAAAACUUACUUGCGAGGCCAAAAUUUGCCAAUCGAUGCUAACGUUCUUCAAGAACGCGAGAGUCGGAGACAAAAGGCCGUUGAACUGCAAAAUGCUAUAAAACAGCAAUUGGAGGAAAGAGAAAGACAACGACGAUCUGAGAAGGAAAAAAAAUUGAGAGAGGAACGAGAAGAGGAGGAAAGAAUCAAAAAAGAAUGGGACAAGGAAAAACAAAGACUCGAGGAAGAGCAGAGGAGGCAAAAAGACAAGGAAACCGCGAAACUGAAGAAAGCCGAAGCCAUGAGGGAAGUAAUCGAAGCAGCAGAGCGCCUAGCGAAAGAAGAGAAAAAGCUCCGACGAAAACGUGAUGUCAACGAAAAUAGUGAAUCAAUUAAAAAUUCAUAUGACUCCACAAAAGAUCGUUUUCCAGAACGAGAUUUAUCCCGAUUAGAGCAGAUUGAAUCCCAAGUAGAGAAGGAUAGAAAAGAAAUGAAUAACCAAGGAGAAAACACCACAAUGAUAAAGGACAUUGAACUCAAUACUUCCGACGAAUCCAGAGAUAUAUCCAAAGAUUCAUCCAGAGAGAAAUCCAAUGAUACAUCCAGAGAUAAAUUCAAUGAUAAAUUCAAAGAUAAGUCUAAAGAUAUGAAUUCAAUUCGCAUUCCAGUUAGCAAGGACGUGGCGAUCGUUCUGAGCGGAAGACUCGACGAUCCGGAACUUUUGAGUAAAGCAAAUCUUCAAGUUGUCAAUCUUGUCAUGACACCAUCGCCGAGGAAGAACGAUGUCAAUCAAAUUUUGAGCGGAUUAAACGCAUUUGUCAAUUGCAAUUCGAACUACGUAACUUGUGCUAAAACGAAAGCUUCUCCCAGAUUUGUGGAGAAUCGACUACUAACACCGAGUAAAUACAGAACACAAAAUUCAAGAGACUAUGGCACGCAGACUGACACUGAAAAAGAAUUUCUCGAUCUGCAGAGUAGAAUACAAGAAAUGGAUAUCAAUUUCACGAAAGAGAGUAAAGAGGCCGCUAAUAAUAAUCAACGAGAUGUUGAAAAGUCGACUGCCACCAGCGCCGCCGAGGAAAUGACAGUAAAAACUUUACCCAGAGUUAAGAAGGAACCCCGGACGAGUCUCGCCUCACGACCACGAUGGAAUGCUAAUCGUCCAGGUACAAGAUAUCGGACGCAAAGUGAAAAGGACCCUCACUAUCAACGCCGUAUGAGUAUGAGACUCAGAAGACGUCGCACCGAAAGCAGCGACGAAGGUUCGAGAUCGCCGUCGCCAGAUCCAAGGAAAAAUAACAAUUCCAAACAGAAGACGAGAAUUUUAACAAGACGUAAGGCAAAGUUGGAUAGUUACGACGCUGAUUUGUCGAUGGAUAGUCUCAACUCUACUAUACCAUUGCGUUUUGACGAAAACGGGAGAAUCAAUAUUGUGGAGCAUAGAAACGAGCAUGGAAACAUAAAUAAGUAUAGUCAAUCUUCCAACUACCAGUCAAAUUUUCUACAGGAUAAUGUGGACUCGAAAAAUUGGUGCGGCCAAGAAAUUCUCUCACAUCUUUCCUCAUUGAGAAACGGACUUUUGAUAAUGCAGAAGCAAUCCUGUCCAGUGUCGCCAAUAACCGAACUUUAUUAAAAAAUUAGAAGCCAAAUAUUUGAUAUUUUAUUUUUGCGCAGCUUUAUUCUAAUUUUACUGUGUUAAAUUUCUGUUGUUUUAU